AUGCCCAUGCCACACCUCUUCUACAGAACCUUAUUAAUAGCCAAGCUAACGCUGCGUGCAGUUUCCCUUGUGAAUUUCUGCUGGAAUAGGCAGGUGCAUGUGGGGAGUUUUGGAUCGGAUCUCAACUUCACCUCUGGCUGACCAUGCAAGAACCAUAUCUGAUCAUGUCCCGUUUUUUCCUCAGUUUGCUUCAAAGACAGAAUUCCUGUCUUAUGUCCUUUUGUUCCUGGUGAAGAUGCCGUUCCCUCCAUCAAGCCGGCCAAAAAGCCUCUCAAGGGAAGAGACAGAAAAGCUGCUGUGUCCAUCACAGGUGCUUCCGGUUAGGGCUAUGGACAAAAAGAGCUCUAUGAAUUACAAACUGAAGCAGCUGGGCAAGAAGGCGACACAGUACAAGAGUAAACUCCCCACCAGCCAUGCGACCUCCACACUGCGACUGGAAGGCAAGAGUGCUUGGAUCACAAGCCCAGAACUUGAUGUCUGUUCAAGGUCUUCCACAAACGCCUCAAGGUCCAGUUCCUUGGGCACCACCUCUUGUAGAGCCAUCUCAGCAACAAGAUCCAGCAAAGGCAUGUCACCAAACAGCUGGUCAGCAACAAGCACCUCGGCAAGUAGCCCUCGAGCCUCUUCAGGCAGCUCGGAUUCGAGUAUCGCAGACAAGAACAGCGAGGCCAUGAGCUUCUCUCUGAGCUUGACACCCGAGGCUGUCGUGAUUCUGCAAAGACGUAGCCAUGAAAAGCAGCUCCGUGCAGCACGCAGUACCUUCAGCAAACCGGCCCUUCGGCAGAGGGAGCUCUCAGCCAAAUCUGGUCCUCAAUCCAACAUCCCACUUGUAAAAAUCUCCCUCUUGAAUGACCGCCAUCAGUAUGAUGAUGUGGAGUAUGAAGAAGUGGUGGAACAGGGCGUUGACCAGAGUGUGCUGCUAAAAUGCACGGAGUGGCUACGUGGAGUCGAAAAGGCUUCUGAGGUUUCGACACUUGGUAAAGUUGUCAAGAGCAACCAGAAGACUAUCUAGUACAGUUGGUGUGAUCUGCUGAAAAAUGCCUA
Molecule: messenger RNA, 1044 nt
Organism: Pygocentrus nattereri (red-bellied piranha)
Lineage: Eukaryota; Metazoa; Chordata; Actinopteri; Characiformes; Serrasalmidae
Exons: 1
Coding region: 98-1012 (304 amino acids)
Source: RefSeq, a predicted model, not a curated record